Molecule: messenger RNA, 1831 nt
Organism: Homarus americanus (American lobster)
Lineage: Eukaryota; Metazoa; Arthropoda; Malacostraca; Decapoda; Nephropidae
Product: putative protein FAM47C
Exons: 1
Source: RefSeq, a predicted model, not a curated record
AUGUUCUCCAUACCAGUGUUGCUCCUCCACGACCAGUGUUGUUCUCCAGCCCGUGUUGCCCCCAGCCACCAGUGUUGUCGUUCUCAGCCACCAGUGUUGUCUCUCCAGCCACCAGUGCAUUGUUCUCCAGCCACCCGUGUUGUUCCUGUAGCCACUAUGUUGUUCCUCCAGCCACCAGCGUGUUGUUCUCCAGCCACCAGUGUUGUUCUCCAGCCACCAGUAUUGUUCUCCAGCCACCAGUGUUGUUCCUCCAGCCACCAGUGCAUAUUCUCCAGCCACCAGUAUUGUUCUCCAGCCACCAGUAUAUUGUCUCCAGCUACCAGUGUUGUUCUCCAGCCACCAGAAUUGUUCUCCAGCCACCAGCACCCUCACACCAGUGUUGUUCUCCAGCCAACAGUAUUGUUCUCUCCAGCCACCGUAGUUGUCUCUCCAGCUCAGUGUUCUCCAGCCACCAGUGUUGUUCUCCAGCCACCAGUGUUGUUCCCCAGCCACCAGUGCUGUCUCCAGCCACCAGCAUAUUGUCUCCUGCUGUUCCUCCAGCCACCAGUGUUGUUCCUCUGUUCAGCAUUGUCUCCAGCCACCAGUGUUGUUCCCCAGCCACCAGGUUCCUCCAGCCACCAGUAUUGUCUCCAGCCACCAGUGUUGUCUCCAGCCACCAGUGCUGUCUCCAGCCACCGCGUUGCUCCCUCCAGCCACCAGUGCUGUUCCUCCAGCUACCAGUUGUUCUCCAGCCACCAGUGCUGUUCUCCAGCCAACUGUGUUGUCUCCAGCCACCAGCAAGGUUCUCCAGCCACCAGUGUUGCUCCUCUGCACACCAGUGCUGUUCUCCAGCCACCAGUGUUGCUCCCUCCAGCCACCAGUGCAAGGUUCCUCCAGCCACCAGUAUUGUCUCCAGCCACCCGUGUUGUUCUCCAGCCACCAGUAUUGUUCUCCAGCUACCAGUGUUGUUCUCCAGCCACCAGUGCUGUCGCUCCCCUCCAGCCACCCGUGCUGCCCUCCAGCCACCAGUGUUGUUCUCCAGCUACCAGUGUUGUUCUCCAGCCACCAGUAAGGCUCUCCAGCCACCAGUGUUGUUCUCUAGCCACCAGUGUUGUUUUCCAGCCACCAGUAUUGUUCUCCAGCUCAGUGUUGUUCUCAGCCACCAGUAUUGUUCUCUCCAGCCACCCUGUUUUCCCAGCCACCAGUUCUCCACUACCAGUGAGCAGUUCCUCCAGCCACCAGGUGUUGUUCUCCACACCAGUGCUGCCUCCAGCCAGUGCUGUUCUCCAGCCACCAGUGUUAGCCUCCAGCCACCGGUGUUGCCCUCCAGCCACCGGUGUUGUCUCCAGCCACCGGUGCUGUUCUCCAGCCACCAGUGCUGUUUCUCCAGCCACCAGUGCUGCUCCUCCAGCCACCAGUGCUGUUCUCCAGCCACCCUGUUGUUCUCCAGCCACCAGGUGUCUCCUCCACACCCAGUGUUGCUCUCCAGCUACCAGUGUUAAUUCUCCAGCCACCAGUGUUGUUCUCCAGCCACCCAAGAGCCUCCAGCCACCAGUAUUGUUCUCCAGCCACCAGGCCAGGCUCCAGCCACCAGUGUUGUUCCUCCAGCCACCAGUGUUGCCCUCCAGCCACCGCAAGUUCUCCAGCCACCAGUGUUGUUCUCCAGCCACCAGUGCUAGCCUCCAGCCACCAGUGCUGAGCCCAGCCACCGGUGUUAGCCUCAGCCACCGGUGCUGUUCUCCAGCCACCAGCAAGUGUUGCUCCCAGCCACCAGUGUUGUUCUCCAGCCACCAGUGUUCUCCAGCCAACCCCGUGUUGCCCUCCAGCCACCAGUGUUGUCUCCAGCCACCAA